This is a messenger RNA of Papilio polytes (common Mormon), 1993 nucleotides long. RefSeq names its product cytochrome c oxidase assembly protein COX15 homolog. NCBI's taxonomy places the organism in Eukaryota, Metazoa, Arthropoda, Insecta, Lepidoptera, Papilionidae. The coding region runs from base 47 to 1324 and encodes 425 amino acids. The record is from RefSeq and is a predicted model, not a curated record. Gene Ontology annotation, cellular component: mitochondrial inner membrane. Gene Ontology annotation, biological process: heme A biosynthetic process. Gene Ontology annotation, molecular function: oxidoreductase activity, acting on NAD(P)H, heme protein as acceptor. The transcript has 8 exons.
UAAAUUAAAUGUUUUAGCGGUCAAUCUCUUCGAACAGCAUUUCAUAAUGUGGAGUUUGGCGCAAAUAUGUCGAUGUUCUCAGCCGCUGCGAUUUGCACCGAGCAAAAUAUUAAAUAACGUAGGAAUACGAUCGAUUAGCAGAGAGCUGACCACUUCAGCUCGCUUUAAUGUAGGCUUAAGGAAUACAAAGACUUUUAGGAUAAGUGAAGUGAUCAAAUCAAAUGGCAUUGUUGCCCGAUUCUGUGCGAGUGGGCCGCAGCAGAAGCCAUCGAAGGCAGUGGGGUACUGGCUGCUGGGCUGCAGCGGAAUGGUGUUUGCUGCGGUUGUGUUAGGUGGUGUGACUCGUCUGACAGAGUCUGGUCUGUCUAUGGUGACGUGGCGGCUGCUGGGGGAGUCAUUGCCCACCACACAGGAGCAGUGGGAGCAGGAGUUUGAAAAAUACAAACAGUUCCCUGAAUAUAAAUACAAGAACCAGAGCAUGACGCUGUCGGAGUUCAAGUGGAUCUGGUGGAUGGAGUUCCUGCACCGCAGCUGGGGGCGCUGCAUCGGCGCGGCGGUGCUGCUGCCGGCCGCCUACUUCUGGCGCAGCGGCGCGCUCGACCUCGCCAUGAAGCGGCGCGUCGCCGUCUACUGCGCGCUCGUCGCCGCGCAGGGUCUGAUGGGCUGGUACAUGGUGAAGUCGGGACUGGAGGACAGGUUCCAGGGCCCCUCGGACGUGCCGCGCGUGUCGCAGUACCGGCUGGCGGCGCACCUCGGCCUCGCCUUCGUGCUGUACUCGGGGCUGCUGGCCGGAGCCCUGCGGGUGCUGCGCCCCUUCCCCGCCGCCGCCACCUUGCGCAACAUGAAGGAGUUAAAGGGUGUAACGACGCUGGCGCACACUGUUAAAGCAAUGGUCUUCCUUACCGCGAUGUCUGGCGCGUUCGUGGCGGGGCUGGACGCGGGGCUGGUGUACAACUCGUUCCCCAAGAUGGGAGAGCGCUGGAUCCCCGAGGACAUCCUGAGGCUGCGGCCCGCGCCGCGCAACCUCACCGAGAACCCCAGCACGGUGCAGUGGCAGCACCGCGUGCUGGCCGGCGCCACGCUGCUGGCCGCCAGCGCGCUGUGGCCGCUGGCGCGCCGCCGCCCGCUGCCCCGCGCCGCCACCGCGCUCGCCGCCGCGGUCGGCGCCGUCGCCUGGAUGCAGGUAGGUCUAGGUAUAACGACGCUGCUGACGUACGUGCCGACGCCGCUCGCCGCCGCGCACCAGGCCGGCUCGCUGGCGCUGCUCUCCCUCGCCGUCUGGCUCACACACGAGGUCAAGCUGCUCAAAUACAUACCGAAGUAGACGGGGAUAAUACUUCGAAUUACGUGUGUAAAGGGUUUUUAAAUGGAGCAGCAUUUUGUGCUAUUUUUUUUUCAAAAAAAUCCUAAAUCGAAAACUACUAUGUUAUUUAUACUAAAUGCGUAUUUUUAUUUGACCCGCGCACUAGUGAUAUGCAAAAUCAUUAAAAUACAUCGCCCAUACAGUGUUUGUCGUUUGAAUUUUUCAUACACAUUGAAAUAACACGGAAUAACAUAAUAGAACGAACAUUUUAUAAGUAUCUGUAAACAACAGCCAGUCAAUUCACCACUGAGUUUUAUUAUUAUUCUGCCAUUUGCCUUACUGCAUAGUUACAGUUGUUAGUUUGUCUCGUAAAAAAUCUGGGUAUUUUUUUCUGUAAUUCUAACACCGCAGACAUCCGCGACUGUACAAAAUGAUACGCAUUUAUACGUUAACUGUUUUAUAGUUUAAAUUGUAGCCGUUACAAUAACUGUCAUCACUCUUUUUGAAAAAACGGUUAUAUAAUUCCUUUUCGGUUGCACAAUGAUGACACAAGCUUUAGUACAGUUAAGACAGUAUUCCUAUAAUUUAAGAACAAGCUAAGUUAAAUAUAAUUUGUUAAGCUAAGUGUUGGAAAUUCGUCUUGUGACCUGUACUGUUUAUAGCGUAUUUAAAUAAAUGAUUUUUGUUAAA